This is a messenger RNA of Fulvia fulva, 2013 nucleotides long. RefSeq names its product MICOS complex subunit MIC60. Bases 1 to 2013 code for a protein of 670 amino acids. The record is from RefSeq and is a predicted model, not a curated record. Lineage: Eukaryota; Fungi; Ascomycota; Dothideomycetes; Mycosphaerellales; Mycosphaerellaceae. Gene Ontology annotation, biological process: cristae formation. The transcript has 3 exons. Gene Ontology annotation, cellular component: MICOS complex.
AUGCUGCGAUUAGCCGUUGCUCGGAGCAAUGCAUGCCUCGAGCAAGGCGCCCGACAGCCCAUCCGGCGCCAAUGGCAAUGGCAACCACAGCCCUAUCGACAACCGCUGAGUAGAGCAUUCGUCGAUGCACGAUCGCCCGAUAAGACUGUCCUGCCUGGCUCCCAGAGCGGCACCGUCGCUGGUGUCCCUCAAGCACCCGUCCUGCCGCCAGCGACAGAGAAGCCAGCCGCAACCGACAUACCACCCAUUGGCACUCCCUUGGAGCCGCCCUCGCCCGCCCAGGUCAAGUCGGCUCCUCCCGCGCCCUCCACCAACACCGGCAAUCUCCCACCCAUCGGCACCGGCACUGCAAAGACUGGUCCCUCGUCCGCGCCUCCUCCACCUCCCAAGAAGAAGGGCCGCUUCCGACGCUUCCUCACCACCCUCUUGAUCCUCUCUGCGUUGGGAUAUGGCGGCGGUGUAUACUACUCGCUCGUCAACGACAACUUCCACGACUUCUUCACCGAGUACGUGCCGUUCGGCGAGGAUGCAGUGGCAUACUUUGAGGAUCGUGAGUUCCGCAAGCGCUUCCCGCAGCGAGAAUUUGCGGGCAGGAACUGGCCGCAGACGCGCGGUGAGAACAAGAUCACCAUAGGUCGCCAGAGCGGCGUGAACCCAAGAGUCGCCGAGUCGGAAACCGACAAUGUUGGCUCAGAUCUUGCUCAACGCGGCAGACACACGAGCGCCCUCGAUGAUAACAAGGCCAACCCGGCAGAACAAAAGAAGGAGCAGAAGCCUGCCCAGCCAGCGAAGAAGGGGGACAAACCUGCAGCAAAGCAGAACGAUAAGACAGCUGCUCCGUCUACACCUGCUGCACCUCACCCAACCUCCACACUACCAGCCGCCUCGCUUGUGGACAACUUGGCCGUGUCUGAAGGGCAAGAACAUGCAGUGCAGGAAGUUGUCAAGCUCGUCAACAACAUCAUAACUGCUGUCAAUGCAUCUCCCGAAGCUCCCAAGUACGCCAGCACGAUCUCAUCGGCCAAGCAGGACUUGGACAAGGUCAUUUCCGAGAUCAAGACCAUGAGGGAACAGAUUGCAAAGGACGCUGACAGCAAGAUCCAAUCCGCUCAUACCGACUUCGACAACGCUGCCAAGGAACUGGUCCGGCGUCUUGAGGGUGAGAUGCGUGAACAGGAGACGAGGUGGCGUGAGGAGUAUGAACAGGAGCGUGAGAAGCUCAGCACGAGCUAUCAACAGAGGCUCUCUGCUGAAGUGGAUGCCACCAAGAAGGUCCUGGAGCAGAAGAACAAGAACGCCUUGUUGGAACAAGAGAUUGCGCUACAAAAGAAGUUCAUGGAUGACGUGCGAUCGAAAGUAGAGGAGGAGCGCAAUGGACGUCUCUCCAAGAUCGAUGAGCUGUCAUCGAAUGUGCAAGAGCUCGAGAAGCUGUCUUCGCAAUGGAACGAGGUCAUUGAUGCGACACUCCAAACACAGCACCUACAGGUCGCGCUCGAAGCUGUGAGGGCUAAACUUCAGGUAUCCGACCACCCUACACCCUUUAUCAACGAGCUGGUUGCCCUCAAGGAGGUGAGCAAGAACAACGAUGUUGUCAGCGCUGCUAUUGCUUCAAUAAAUCCAGCUGCCUACCAGCGCGGAGUUCCGUCUGGCGCUGCUCUUAUCGACCGAUUCAGGAGAGUCGCGACCGAAGUGCGAAAGGCUUCUCUGCUACCGGAAGACGCUGGCGUUGCAAGCCACGCUGCCAGCGCUGUUCUCUCAAGGUUCAUGUUCCAAAAGAAGAGUGACCGUGGGCUACCAGAGGGUGAAGAUGUCGAGGCCACACUUGCCCGGACCGAGGUUUUGCUCGAGGAGGGUGAUUUAGACGCUGCUGCGCGUGAGAUGAACAGUUUCAAGGGCUGGGCUGGCGUUCUAUCGCGUGACUGGGUCAGCGAGUGCCGAAGGGUACUGGAGGUCAGGCAAGCUGUCGAUGUGAUGUCAACAGAAGCCCGGCUACAAAGUCUUCUUGUCGACUAA